AUGACCACGAUUGCGGACCUGUUUACUAAAUAUAACUGCACCAACUGCCAGGACGACAUCCAGGGCAUUCGUGUGCAUUGUGCAGAGUGUGAAAACUUCGAUUUAUGCCUGCAAUGCUUCGCGUCCGGGGCAGAGAUCGGAGCCCAUCAGAACAAUCAUGCCUACCAGUUCAUGGACACGGGCACCUCCAUACUGAGUGUGUUCCGUGGCAAGGGAGCAUGGACAGCCCGCGAGGAGAUUCGUCUGCUGGACGCCAUCGAGCAGUACGGCUUCGGCAACUGGGAGGACAUCAGCAAACACAUUGAGACCAAGUCGGCGGAAGACGCCAAAGAGGAGUAUGUAAAUAAAUUCGUCAAUGGCACAAUUGGCCGUGCUACCUGGACGCCGGCCCAGUCGCAACGACCGCGUCUCAUCGACCACACAGGUGAUGAUGAUGGUGGUUCGCUGGGUGCCAGUGCCAUGGCCAAUCUGCCACCUCUGGAGAUCAACGCCGACGAGGCGGCGCAGCUGGGCUACAUGCCCAACAGGGACAGCUUUGAGCGCGAGUACGAUCCCACCGCCGAGCAGCUGAUCUCGAACAUUACGCUCAGUUCAGAGGACACGGAGGUGGACGUUAUGCUGAAGCUGGCUCACGUAGACAUUUACACGCGACGCCUCCGCGAACGGGCCCGCCGCAAGCGAAUGGUGCGCGACUACCAGCUGGUCUCAAAUUUCUUCCGCAACCGCAACUAUGCCUUGCACCAAGGCCUCACCAAGGAGCAGAAGGAGUUUCGGGAUCGGUUUCGCGUCUACGCCCAGUUCUACACUUGCAACGAGUACGAGCGCCUGCUGGCCUCCCUGGAGCGCGAGAAGGAGCUGCGGAUCCGGCAGUCGGAGCUGUAUCGCUAUCGCUACAACGGUCUCACAAAAAUCGAAGAAUGUGUGCACUUCGAGCAGCACGCGGCAAUGGCAUCGCACCGAUCCACAGGACCCUAUGGUCAUGGCAAGACUGACCUCACGCAGCCCUCCAAUGGAAAUCUUCGGCCGCCAAGCUCUUCCUUGCUCUCCCCACAACCGAAUCUCAGAAAGGCCGAAAUGUCAAGCGGCGCCGAGGCAAGCUCAAGUUCAAUCGCACCAAGAAACACGCACCACACCGUCGACCCGACCUGCUCCGACGGAUUAUCGCACAGCAGAAACUACUUGGAUAACUGUCGGGUAUCGUCGGCAGCUACGACGCUGCCGACAACAACAACAGGGGCGGGGAUGGGGAUGGGGACGGUGACGGGGACAUCAUUGGAAUCGGGCAUAACAGCGACGACGGGAGCGAUUUCCACGGCUACGACGAUGGCAGCGCAGGCGAAUCUGCCAACGACAUCAGCGAAGGGAAGCCCACAACUUCAGCAGCAGCAGCAGCAUCCACCACUGUCCAAAAACAACCAGCUACUGCAUCCAAACGAGGUCGUCGGCAGCAGCGGAAGCCAUAACACUUCCGAGGAGCAGGCGGUGCCCAGCAUGAGCUUUAAGUUACGUUCACAACUGGAAGAGCUUAAACACCUGCCCCAGCCGCUGGGCAGCAAUCUGCUGACCCACAACGAGAAGGAUUUGUGCAAGAAACUGAAUAUAACACCUACCACCUACCUCUCCCUGAAAACCGUCUGUCUGAGUGGAGCGCCAUCGUUGGGCAGCCCCAUGGAAAUUUCGCUGCGCAAGUUCUUUAUCAAAUGCGGCUGGCUGAGCCAUUGAAUGCCCCUUUUGAACCGCCACCACCACCGCCCCCGCCCUAGAAUCGAAUGGUAAGUAAAACGCUUCACACAUUUGCUGACUUAGGGACUUCACUUUUAUUUUGAAAGCGACGUUUAGUAAUAAUAAAAAAGACAACAAUUUUCGACUGUUCCAACUUGUGUUGCCAUCAUAAAAAAAAAACAACAAAAUAUAUCUCACUUGUAUCAAGUCAGGCUCAGACACUUCAGGACACUUUUGUGUCCCCCGCCCCACCCCCCAUUCAAUUAGCUAAAAGUUUGUUACUUCGUGUGAGAGAUGGUGUCGUCUCUAGUGUAAGCGCCCGAUCAAGGUUCAGAUCUUUUGUAUUAUCUAUGCGUAAGUAGGCCACACCCCCAACCAAUUAAACAUUGUAUAAAGAUAAUGAAAUUGAAAAUGAUGAAAUAAAUGUAUUGCAAAUGUGCAACAAUGAAUUUCUAUGUAUAAUCGCAAAGCUCUCAGCUGCCAACGGACUGCCCAUACUAGGAUACAUGUUUUUUUACGGAUGUUCUGUCCGUGCUUAUGUUUUUUUUAAUUUAGAGUCCGCCAAAUCGUUAGUGUAAGUCUCGAGCAACAUGUUUGUUACGCUGAGUAUUCAUAUUUGUAUCUUACUGAAUGAGGAUGAUGAUAUAUCCUAGCAUAAGCUCGUCCAAUUUAGCACCCCAUCAAAUAACAAUAUGUAACCGUAUACCUACAAAAAUAAAAUAUAUUUAAACUGA
Molecule: messenger RNA, 2456 nt
Organism: Drosophila persimilis
Lineage: Eukaryota; Metazoa; Arthropoda; Insecta; Diptera; Drosophilidae
Gene: Ada2b
Product: transcriptional adapter 2B
Exons: 4
Coding region: 1-1722 (573 amino acids)
Biological process (GO): regulation of transcription by RNA polymerase II; chromatin remodeling
Cellular component (GO): SAGA-type complex; nucleus
Molecular function (GO): transcription coactivator activity; zinc ion binding; chromatin binding
Source: RefSeq, a predicted model, not a curated record